Dermatophagoides pteronyssinus (European house dust mite) is the source of this 642-nucleotide messenger RNA. Its product is annotated as very long chain fatty acid elongase 6-like. The record is from RefSeq and is a predicted model, not a curated record. Gene Ontology annotation, cellular component: endoplasmic reticulum membrane. Gene Ontology annotation, biological process: fatty acid elongation, polyunsaturated fatty acid; fatty acid elongation, saturated fatty acid; very long-chain fatty acid biosynthetic process. Lineage: Eukaryota; Metazoa; Arthropoda; Arachnida; Sarcoptiformes; Pyroglyphidae. Gene Ontology annotation, molecular function: fatty acid elongase activity.
UGGAUCGAUUUGAAAUCAAUCAUGUUUUCAACGCAAUCAUCAUUAUUCAAUGAUAUACGUUAUCAUCAAUAUUAUCUACAAUUUCCAAAUGGUCAUUAUAACCAUACGAUUAAUGAUUUUCGAAAAUUUCCCGGUAUAACAAAUAUUUUUGAAUUUGAAAAAUGGUUUGCCAGAAAUUUUCCCCGAAUUAUGUCAUUAUCAAAUGAAUAUUGGCAUUAUUCCAUUUAUAUUUCUGUUAUUUAUUUGAUUAUUAUACAAAUAUUAAUACGUUUGAUGAAAUCAACAACAACAAAUUAUGGUUUUCAAUUAAAACAUCAAUUAAUCAUAUGGAAUUUAAUAAUGACAAUAUUUUCAUUGAUUGCAAGCAUUCGUUGUUUACCUGAAUUUAUUUUUGUUUUAAAAAAUUAUGGUUUCAUUUAUUCAUAUACACAAAAUACCUAUGGAAAGGAUAUUCGUCUUUGUAUUUGGUAUUUAUUUUUUACCUUAUCCAAAGUACCUGAAUUAAUUGAUACCAUAUUUAUUGUAUUACGUAAACGUCCAUUAAGAAAAUUACAUUGGAUACAUCAUACAUUAACAUUAAUUUAUUCAUGGUUUGUUUUUGGUGAUGUACCAUCAACAGCACGGUGGAUGGUUAAUAUGAAU